Molecule: messenger RNA, 1193 nt
Organism: Chiloscyllium plagiosum (whitespotted bambooshark)
Lineage: Eukaryota; Metazoa; Chordata; Chondrichthyes; Orectolobiformes; Hemiscylliidae
Source: RefSeq, a predicted model, not a curated record
GUGCUGGAAAUAAAAAGAGCAGAGUUUAAUACCAGAACACUGACUCAUCAACGCUCGGGCAAAGGAGUAAGCAGCAAGCCCCGAGACUAAUAGAGUGAGGGGAGGGAGGGUUAGUGAGGAGAGGAGGGGGAGGCGGCGCAAAGUCGAAAAAAAUAAUUAGUCACUGCGGGGAAAAAAAAGCGAUCAGACUCGCUAAACGGGACCGAGAAGUGUGUGGAAACAAAAAAAAAUUGUGAUUUUAUUUCUCUGUAAGAUAUUAUUAAAGUUUCAACCUAGAAAGAGAAGGAGGGCUGAUGUGGAAGGCGAAUCCAGGAAGUUUUAUGGAUUUUUUUUUCUGUUGCAGAGAGGAAGACUUGUUUUAAAGCGUGGUUCAUGACAGAAGCGUGGAAUUAACUGAGGAAGAAGUUUAUUUUAUUUUCUUUUAAAACGGACUUGCAGAUUUUAUUUAGUUUUGCUUUUGGAAUUAUUCUAAGAGGUUUGUUUGAAAUAUUGACUGUACUUACCUGGGAGAGACUGACGGUCGGUUCCAGCUUUAAGAAGAAGUGGGAGAGGAAAAAAAACCCCGUCUUCCUGUGUUCCCGGGGAGGGGGUGGUGUUGGUGGUGGGGGGGGACCAUGUACCAGGAGUAUCCAGUGAACUACGACUCAUCGUCCCGCAGCAGCUUGUCUCCAGCUCAUCAGGACAGUGUGUUCAGCAGCUCCGCGAGCAAUUUCAACAGCGCUUCACAGAAAUACCGAUCCGAUAUGCCAGGAUCCAGCAGUGCCUUUGUCCCAACAAUCACAGCCAUUACCACCAGCCAGGACUUGCAGUGGAUGGUACAGCCCACGGUUAUAACCUCAAUGUCUAGCCCAUACUCCCGGACACACCCUUACAGUCUGCCAGCCGCCAGCAUCUCGUCACCUUCCUCCACCACUUUACACCGACCUGGGGUGAUCAAAACCAUUGGAGCUACAGGGCGAAGGAAAAGAGAUGAACAGAUUUUCCACUGCCGCCUGCCACUGCCGUUUCUCCAUCCGACGCAGCAGCAUGACCUGGGCCGUGGGCUUCUCAACGGCCACCGUCAGAGCUGCUCCGCAAGUGACCACGAGCUGCCAUGUUACUGCAGGGUAGGUCUGUUCCCGCCAUCUCCCCUUGGCCAGCAGCUGGGACUGCUCAGUCUUGGUAGGGGAGCCCAGUAAGCGUCUCUGGUUAGC